Maylandia zebra (zebra mbuna) is the source of this 7066-nucleotide messenger RNA. RefSeq names its product family with sequence similarity 110 member B (gene fam110b). The record is from RefSeq and is a predicted model, not a curated record. Lineage: Eukaryota; Metazoa; Chordata; Actinopteri; Cichliformes; Cichlidae.
UGCUGCUGACUGGAAACAGGAUGCUGUCAGGCCGAAGAGACGCUCUGACCUAACGGAGAGAAACCGCAGCAUCAUCCUUUGUUUUCUGGAGCUGGAUAUCCAGGCACUGUGACACCGACUGAUAAUCUGGAGCAACUGGCAGAGAAGGAGGAGGAGUCCAGCUCUGACAGCCAAUAGCGAAAGCUUAAAGCGUCCAGGGAGGCCGACUGCUCUAAACAAAUCGUGUGGUGAACUGAAAAGAACGCUGAAGCAAAGGUGGAGAGCAGCAGGACUUUGGUCUCCUGCUGUCCCGUGUUUUUGCUGGAAACUCCACUUCUCUCACUGCCCAGUACACUCCUACUGUUCUUCCUGUUCGUUCACUCUCCUAUCAUCUAUCUGCCCAUCUUGCUCGACAAAUAGGUCAACAGAAUCCAAGCGCCAAAGACUAGGAGACCAUCUCAGCUGUUUCUGUAGAAGCACUGCUAAUAGAAAGAACACAAGUGGAUGUAACUGCCCCCACCCACAGAGUUCGGUUCAGUCCCACGGGCGAUGAGACGAGCCAGGAGCUUCAUCUUUCUCUAGACACUUUCUUCUACACCUUCUGUCUUCAUGCUUUGGGGGUCCUCAGGUGCCCCCACCCCGUGUCGACCCCCCCACACCCGUUGCCACCACGGCAGACCACCCCAAUCGCCUUGUUGCCAUGCCGACAGAGACACUGACUCCAGCCCUGCCAGAUAGCAAGGCUGCUGGCCCUGCAACGCCCUUCAGUUCCACUGUACCCCUCCGCAUCCUCAACAAGGGCCCCGAGUACUUCAGGAGACAGGUGGAACCAAACCCUAAGCGCCUCAGUGCUGUUGAAAGACUAGAAGCUGAUAAGGCCAAGUAUGUCAAGAGCCAGGAAGUCAUCAAUGCCAAGCAGGAGCCAAUCAAACCACCUAUGCUCGUUAAACCACCUGCUGGCCAUCCCCUGCUAUCCAAGAGAGGUCCUGGCAUCGGUGGAGGAGGCAGUGGAGGCGGGUUACCUUUCAAAGCAUCCAAUAACAAUGCCAAGUCAGACACGUGCGCAACAAGCUGUGGCAGCAUCAAACGGGAGAAUUUAAACCUAGAGAUCCUAAAAAAUCUGCUAAACUCAUCGUCUUCUUCAGCAGCAGGAUCUGGAGGUGGAGCUAAGAGUGCUGUGCAUAUGAGGUCAACAGGUGGAAUGCCCAGGAGUUGGACACCAUCGGGGAUGCCGUUAACCUAUCGGUCUACCAUGACUCUUAACGAACAACCACCCGACUCGACUCCCAGUCCCAGCACCUCACACUCCCUCCGAUCCUUCUCCCAUUCACUGAAGGUUCCCCCGAUCAACAGCGGGGGGCGUCGCAGUCCGCAACAGGGAGGAAACCUGAAUCUCAGCAGACGAGUCCAAGAUGAGAGAAGCGGCGAAGGAGGCGUUAUGGAUCGUUCUCGGUCCCCGCUGCCACCUCUGCUUACUUCCCACUCAUCCUCCGACCUCCUGCGACUGUGCAAUGGCAAGCCGCUCCGUACUGCACGAUCCAGUAGCUCCUCAGCUCCGCCCCUCCCUCCAAAACCCAAACCUGCUUCCCUCCCUCCUCCUGCACUUUCUUUGUCACUGCCUCCCCCUCGUCCUGCCCCAUCCCCCUCACCUUGUGACAACACCACCCCUCAGUUGCUACCUUGUGAUCUUGGAGAUCCUUCAAAAAUGUUAGCUGAUCCUAACCUCGAGCUAGAACCUGGUUCGUCAGUGGCACGUCGCUCCUCGCUGCACAGAUCUAAAUCAGACCUGUCAGACCGUUACGCCCGGGCCGGAGCUGAUGUGGAACGCUUUUUUAACUACUGCGGACUCGACCCUGAGGAGCUGGAGGCGGUUGGUCCGGAGAACUUUGCACGGGCCAACUCGGAUAUCGUCAGUUUGAAUUUCCGAUCAGCUUCUAUGAUUUCCUCUGACUGCGACCGUUCUCGGCGAUCUUCCAAUGAUGGUCUGUCAGAUGGGGAUGAGGGUGAGGACGAAGAGGAGGAGGCUGGGGAGCGUGUGCCAUAUGGCAUUUCGGCUGUGGAGCGAAAUGCAAGGGUCAUUAAAUGGCUAUAUAGCAUUAAGCAGGCGAGAGAGUCACACAAAGUGUCCCAUGUUUAGAAGUGGAGGUUCUUUAGGCUAAAGACAAACUGUCCUAAUCUCUGAAGGAAUCACUGCAGCGGCAUUUCUCACAGAUAAAGAGGCUGUUGUCUUAUUGCUGAACGAAAACUUUUUCAACUGUGUGUAGCUGAAUGAAAGAGGGAGGAGUGCACAGGUAUAACCCAAGCCAGGUAAGGAAAGAGACAAAAUAGUGUCUGAAGAUUAUAGAAAAGACAAAGACUGCAGUCCUCCAAAGUUUAGAACAAGAAAAACACCAAGAACAGGAAGAGGAAAAGCAAAUUCAGUGCUUACUCUAGAGUGGCCGUUAACUGCUUCUCUGUGGACACUGUAUGAACUGUUGUGUAAGCAACAGGAACAAAAGUGAAAUGCACUACAUUUGUCCAAGGAUCCAUAAUGUGGCCAUCGCAGUAGAAAGGAUUGAAGACGUUUCUCACAGAGGACAUUUGGACUUGUCAGACAUCAGUACGACUGACACUCUGUUGAAUGUAGCCUUUGACACCUGCACUCAUCGUCUUUGAAAUGUUCCUCAGUCCACUUUUGUGCUCUUUCAUGGUCACAUCCUCAGUAGGAAACAGUCGGCCAGUUGUAAGUGGUUGAACAUCAUCUUACCUCACAAAUGCUGUCUGUUAGAAAAAUAAAGCUACAGGUUAACUGUCUUUAGCUAGCACAGAAAUAUUUUAUACAGGCCUCAGUCUUGCUUACAUUUAUCGCUCAUUACAGAUACUUUGGAUAUGUUCUCCCUUUGGGACACUAAGAAACAAAAAAAACCUAACCUCUGACCCUGUGACUAAGUUUGCAUAGUAAAUGUAUACAUGUGAUAAACUGAAAGCUUAAACAACAAAGACCCGUUAAAUCAGCACAUUUCUUGGACGGAGGCAGCUGUCUUUCACACAAUCUGCCUAAAUUUGCACUCAAUGCAGCGCAUGUAGCUUAUUGCUAAACCAUUGGUGAAUGACGUCACACUCGUUGUGGUUUGUCUAGCACCUCACAGAAGUUCUUCCUCACAGUACUUUUCUGAUUGUUUGAGGUGAUCAGCUCCCCAGUUUCCAGCUUUUUGCCUUAUCAGAAACAUCAGUAGCAUCAUUCACUUACAGUAAUAGGGUUGCCAACUUUUUAGCUAACAAAUACGGGACACUCUGGCAUGCCAGAAGCACAAUACACAACCAGCUGGGUGUAGUGCACAUAUGCACUGUAUGUGACAUUGCAGGUAAUGGUCAAUAAAUGGGACAUUUAAAGUGGACUAAGGGGCAAACCAGUGUUUGCUCAUUAUACAGCUAAAACGGGGCAAUUGGCAACCCCAGACAGCAACACUGUGAGGUUUGGGUAACAGUGCAGUUAACAAAUGGCCCCAAUAAAAUGCCUGUUGCUAUAACCCACGGUUAAACAGCACAUGAAUUUUAAAUAAAAAGUGAAAAUCCUUAUCAAGUAGCACCUGUUUCCAUAACUUGUCACUGUUCAUAAGUUGGUGGAACGGAGUCAUCGUCUGUGCUUUCCUACAGUAACAAGUCCAAAUGUCCACUGUGAGAACAGCCUGCACGCAGUGCUGAUGAGGCUGCUAAACACACCUUGUGAAAGACGCCGCUGCAAACACGACUGAACUGUCGGAGCAAACUCGGUAAAAUCACUUGAUAUUUGCGUAAAGUGACUGUUAAAGGAUGGAUUGAUGACUUCGUCACUUGCCUCAAUGAAGCUGCUGCAAAUUGUUGAAAAACUCUGAAAUACAGACGGUGUUAGAGUUGCGAAAUAAAGACAUCGGAGCGGGUGGUGAGUGAGACAAGAAGGAAAGCAAGGAACAUGAAACAAAAACUAAUGUCACAAACUCUGAGCAUAUUUAUGUGGUUACACCAUCAAAUCAUUGCACUCUUUGGCCUUUAUCGCCAAAUGUCUCAUUACGCUGCCGUGUCAGCCAACAGAACAUUUCAGCGGAGAGUUUAGGUGUCCUGUGGUGGGAUAUCUGUAGACGACAUAUUCAAUUCAGGUGUAUUUAUUUAGCACCAGAUCACAACAGCAGUCACCUCAAAGCACUUUACACUGUAAAGUGAAGAGUCUACAGUAUUCUAGAGAAAACCAUGACCUCUAGUUUCAAUUUGAAAGCUUUUGAUAUUAGAGCCGUGGUUUUAAUGGGAAUUUCCCAACUACUUCUCCAUCUUAAGGUCACAGAGGGUUGGAGCCUUUCCCCAUUCAGACAGCCAUUGUACCACUCAAGUCAAAAUUAACUGUGGUAAUGAACAGAUUUCUUCCGUGAGGCUGCUUUCAUGACGUAGGGUGACAUCAACAGAAGUGUUAAAGUACCAAACCUUGACUUCAUGCCGCCGAUGUCAGUGGGACUAUUAAACAGACCACAACUACUGACUUUUCUUUGGUGGCAGCCAAAUAAACCAAACGCCCGGUGUUGAAGAAGCUGAAACAAUCAGACCUGUAGAUGUAUCCACAGACGGUCCAAACCUUUAUUGCAGUGGAAACCUAAUGAGAACGUGAGUGAAGCUGCAGGACACCAAGACUCUCCUGUCGAAACAGUGUUGGUACAAAUCAUCAUGUGUCACCACGUGCAAACACCUACACUGAAAGCAAUAUUAUGCAUACCGUAUUGCAGUGCAGAACAGUGUAUGAAGGUGUCAGACUGAAGUGUUGCUCACGCUGAUUGCACGCUGCAGCCACACACAGCUCCAGCAGUGCGUCUGCCACCCUGCGCUGACUCCAUCUCUCUACUGUAUCCAAACCCUCAGUCAGUCCAUCACAGGAGCAAAGUCUUUCGUUCUGCCUUUGUUUGCUCCUAAUAAUGACGGUGGCCGGAUUACUGAGUUCCACACCACCCUUCACAUCUGUCUGCAAGCCGCUGACAUGUCUGAAGGCCUGAAGCCAUAUGGGUGUGAAUGCAGUGCCUCAGCCAGCAGUUCCAUCUACCCCACCACCACCUCCUUUUAGCUCACUUACAGGUCUGCAAAGGUCCAAGCACCCUGCUGGCUUCACUUCACUGCCCCUCAUCCUGCACUACAGAUAGUGUUGGUGCUGUGGAAGCAUAAACGUCUGAAACAGCUGGAGUCUGCUCUGCCACGUUAAACUGAAUUUGGGUUGGGGGUAAGAUGACUCACAUGUUAGUUAAGCUCCCUAUAAAGCCGUCCACUUUCAAAUGCAACCAAAAACAAGGUGCUUGCUCAAAGCACCUUCGUGCUUACAAUCAGUGUCAGAAUGGAAAAGCUUCACCUAAUGGACACAGCUGCUGCCAGAUGUCUUACAGCUUUGAAUGUUUCAUACUUGCAGAACUCCAGGUGCAGCGUAGAUGCAGUCAUAAGUGAAUGUAACAUAUGAAACAUUUCUAAAUGUACAUCACUGGUUAGCUGUUCACAUAGUGCUCUCAGGUACAGGAACAAGUUCUUGUUUCCUGAAAUGAUGCACAGGGACGUGUCUUUGCUGAGCUGGAGCAGUUAGGGUCACAGUAUAAUGCUUGUUCUUCUGAGUAAUUAUGAACAAAGUGUACAGCUGUAAUAAUCUCAAAAACCCUCCAAACAUCAAAUUCUUGAAAAUAACACGUGCCUCGUGAAACACAAAAACUCAGUUCAGCUGCAAGGAAACAAGGAAACAAGUACCAGGAAAGCAGUGGUUUUCUCUGAGGACUCAUCAUUCUCCCAGCAGCCUCUGCACCUUAGAGGAGACGCAAUGAGUUGUGUCUUGAGUCCAAGUGUCAGUAUAAAAGGCUCUCGUCAGAUCCCGAACCAGCGCUUGAUUCUUCAGUCAGCGAGCACACACUGCCAGCACAAGUGAAAAUGGUAGUAAACAUGAAAGCAACUGAAGAUACCCACUUAACAUUGGAGAGGAUAUAAUUAGAUGAUGCUGAACAGUGAUACUGUCAGCAUACUGAAUAUAAAUAUGACCUCUAAAAAUGUCAAACUAGUGCUCUGAAAACAUUAAAAAAAAGUCAUGAAAUUCAUUGUUAAACUCUGAUUCUUAUAUCGCGCUUUUCUACUCUGUUUGGUUAGGAACAUGCAGCGACAACACCCGAUUAUCAGCUGCAGGUUAUGUGGUUUGGGUUAAAAUGUUUAAUAAGUCAAAGCAUUGUUUUUAAUGACAAGCAGGGGGAGCCCUCCAACUGCAUGUAUGCAAAUGUGUGACACAAUUAGCCCACUUCUCCUAAACCCUUUUUUUACUAUGUUUUUGGUCUUAGUCACUAGUUUGAUGUUUUAGUGAACACAAUGCGAUGCUUCCUGUGUAAAAGAUAAUUAACAGUAAAGCAGGACACUCGUUACCAUAGUCGUGCAGUGUCCGAGGGGCUUCUGAUGAUUUAGGUUAACAUACACCCAUUCACAAUAGCAACAACCCCACCCCUAGCUCAGAGUUAUUAGACAAAACACCAACCAAGUGAUCCUAAAGUGUGUGGACACAGUUGUCAUGAGUUGCGGGAUGUUUAAUGUUCCUAAGACAGUGGAUGUGAAGUGAAGCCAGCUGGAGGACUGGCCCUGUCCUGAGGCUGAGCAUGUUCCUGACCCUUCAUUUGUCUCACGUCUUCCCAGCAUCCUUUGUGGAAUCAAGCAAACCCUGCUGCUUCUCCCUGACAGCAUGGUACGGCAGCAGCGACAUUGUGUGCCAUUUUCACUUUUGUCGACAUGAUGUGCUUUUCCUUUGACUCCGGGACAGAAGGAUGUAGAGUGGUAAUUGUUUUACUUUUCAUUCAAAGUGUAAAUAUUGUAAGAAAAUGUAUAUUUGAUUUUCAAAGGACAGUGUGUUGUGUUUCAGUUUUUUCUGUGUUAUAAAAGACCGGGAACAAAGCUCUGCUGUUUUGCUGUUGCCCUCAAACAGAACUGUCGGAUUGAGCCGGGCAUGACUGUUUCAGUGUUGAUCAUGUUUUUUGAUGUGGAAACUGUUACAUUUUGCUUGAUUGGGAGAAAAAAAUUACAAAAAUGUCUUCGUGUUUAGUUUCUUUUGCAUUAUUUCAAUAAAUGUCUUCUUUUCCCA